Molecule: messenger RNA, 729 nt
Organism: Ilex paraguariensis (yerba mate)
Lineage: Eukaryota; Viridiplantae; Streptophyta; Magnoliopsida; Aquifoliales; Aquifoliaceae
Source: the annotation of a GenBank genome assembly
AUGGGUAGGGGAAAGAUUGAGAUAAAGAAGAUAGAGAAUGUGAAUAGCAGGCAGGUCACCUUCUCGAAACGGCGAGCCGGGUUGUUGAAGAAGGCAAAAGAGUUGGCGAUUUUGUGUGAUGCAGAGGUUGGUGUUAUGAUCUUUUCUAGCACUGGAAAGCUCUAUGAAUUUGCCAGCUCCCGCAUGGAGCAAAUUCUUGCCAGAUAUAAGGAGGGGCCAGAAUCUUCAGAACUUGCUUCAAUUGAGAAUGUAAUGGAGGAAUCGGAGCCUGAGGUAAAUGCUUUAAAAGAUGAAGUCGCCAAGUUAUGGAAGGCGCACCGGCGGAUGAUGGGCAUGGAACUAGAAGGCUUGAGCUUCGAGGAGUUGCAGAACUUGGAGCAUCAAUUACAUGAAGGGAUUCUAUCUGUUAAGGAUAGGAAGGAGCAAGUACUGCUGGAGCAGCUUGAGAAAUCAAGAUUGCAGGAACAAAAGGUAUUGCUGGAAAAUGAAGCUUUGCGUGAACAGAUUGAGGAGCUUCGACGCAGUUCAACACCAUAUCGUGAGCACCUUACUAUUGCAAAAAAGAAUUCUAUUGCAAGUUUAAGUGUGAUUUCUAAUAGCAUAUUGGAGAGAGGAGAUUCUGAUACUUCAUUACGCUUAGGGCUUUCAAGAGAUUAUUAUCACAAGCGAAAAAUACCCAAGAUUGAAUCUUCCUCCAGUGAUUCGGGUGAUAAAGUGGGCUCGCAGUGA